AUGGGAUUCCGCAUCACCACGUGGAAUGUCAAUGGUAUCCGGAACCCAUUCUCCUAUGAACCAUGGAGAGGGACGCGCACGUUCGAGUCCAUGUUUAACAUCCUGGAAUCGGACAUUGUCGUUCUUCAGGAGACCAAGAUUCAGCGCAAGGAUCUCCGCGAUGACAUGGUCUUGGUGCCAGGCUGGGACUGCUAUUUUAGUCUACCGCGAUUCAAGAAAGGAUAUUCCGGCGUGGUGAUUUAUACGCGCAAUGCCACAUGUGCUCCCAUCCGGGCCGAAGAAGGCAUCACUGGAGUUCUCUGCCCGCCAAACUCGGCGAUAUCAUUCUGUGAACUUCCAGAAGAGCAGCAGAUUGGUGGGUAUCCCACGGCUGAGCAGCUUUCCCGUCAUGAAGCGGUCUCUGAGGAGCUUGAUUCUGAAAAGGAGCAAGAUGAUCCCAACCCGAGGCCUGAAGCCAGAAUCGAUGCAGCUACUCUUGACUCCGAAGGCCGGUGUGUGAUUCUGGAAUUUCCUGCCUUUGUUCUCAUUGGUGUCUAUUGUCCAGCAUAUCGGGACGAAAGUCGAGAUACCUUCCGCAUGGACUUUCUCAAUGCCCUGGAUUCCCGGGUCCGCAACCUGACAGCGAUGGGCAAACGAGUGAUCGUGACUGGAGAUAUCAACAUUGCAAAACAAGGACUUGAUGCCGCACAUGGCAUGGAAGCUAUCAGGAAAGGCACGACUUCGGAGGACGAGUUCAUAUCUGGCCCUUCUCGGCGUCUCUUUAAUCAACUGCUUUCCGAUGGUGUCGUUAUCGGUGAACGUGACAACGGCAGAGAAGAGCCGGUUCUCUUUGAUACCUGCAGGUCGUUCCAUCCAGAUCGUGCUGGAAUGUAUACAUGUUGGGAUCAGAAACUCAAUACCCGUCCAGGGAACUAUGGGUCAAGAAUCGACUAUGUACUUUGCAGCUUGAACAUGCAAGACUGGCUCUCGGGAUCCAAUAUCCAGGAAGGUUUGAUGGGAUCAGAUCACUGCCCUGUUUUUGCCGACUUUAAAGACUCUGUACCACAGCCGGAGGGCGUGGUGGACAUCAGGGAUAUUUUGAACCCACCGGGAAUGUUCAAGAAUGGCGAGCGUCAACAAGAAUACUCGACCAAAUUUGCAUUACCUGCGUCAGGGCGUUUACUUCCAGAAUUUGACGUCAAUAAACGCCGAAGUAUCAAAGACAUGUUUGCUCGCAAACCUGUCAGUUCCCCAUCAAACCCAGUGGAACCAGCCGUGGCAAUGGUCACAGAAUCUGAGGCUCAGGCUUCAGAAGUACCAACCUCCGCUACAUCAUCUCAACCUUGCGAACCCCUCCAAGAGUCUUCUGCGCCCAUCAAAUCCGAACCCCAAUUGGCUCACACUGCUUCUCGCAAGCGCUCGCAGCCUCCCCCAGUCUCCCUAGCGAAACGCAGCAAGUCCUCGGCGGCGGCGUCCCCAGGGAGCAACAAAGCAGGUCAAAAAUCAUUGAUGGGGUUUUUCAAACCUAAAUUAGUGAACAGCGACGAAUCCACUCGGUCCUCAACACCAGUUCCACUCUCGGGGACCUCAUUCAACACCACCCAAACACCAUCCUCAUCGCAGGGCCAACAGACAGCUACAGAACUCGAGUUGCAACCACGAGAAACACACCCGUACAGCUCCUCGGCCUACUCACCCAAGUCCAAUAAGCUCAUAGACAACGAUACAAUCAUUGACCCAAUUGUCAGCAAAGAAGACUGGUCAAAGUUGUUCACCAAGAAGCCCGUUCCACCAUGCGAUGGACACCAGGAACCUUGUAUCAGCUUGACAACCAAAAAACCAGGAAUGAAUCGUGGACGCUCGUUCUGGAUUUGUCCUCGGCCACUGGGUCCUAGUGGAGAGAAGGAGAAAGGUACACAGUGGCGGUGUCCUACAUUCAUCUGGGCUAGUGAUUGGAACCCAUCUGCGACGACGUUGGAGCAAUAA
Penicillium nucicola is the source of this 1965-nucleotide messenger RNA. Its product is annotated as DNA-(apurinic or apyrimidinic site) lyase APN2. Gene Ontology annotation, cellular component: nucleus. The transcript is spliced from 6 exons. Bases 1 to 1965 code for a protein of 654 amino acids. Gene Ontology annotation, biological process: base-excision repair. Lineage: Eukaryota; Fungi; Ascomycota; Eurotiomycetes; Eurotiales; Aspergillaceae. The record is from RefSeq and is a predicted model, not a curated record. Gene Ontology annotation, molecular function: phosphoric diester hydrolase activity; endonuclease activity; double-stranded DNA 3'-5' DNA exonuclease activity.